Menidia menidia (Atlantic silverside) is the source of this 7569-nucleotide messenger RNA. The record is from the annotation of a GenBank genome assembly. NCBI's taxonomy places the organism in Eukaryota, Metazoa, Chordata, Actinopteri, Atheriniformes, Atherinopsidae.
CCGCGGUGACAGUCGCCAUUUUAUUUUGAAAAUCAAACUGUUCUGGAGCAUUGCUACCAUUUCGUCAAGUUUGUUGUGGGGGGACUGGAAGGGAUGAGGACCUAAGUCACUUUUCUGCGAGCACGAUGCUGAACCUGAUUUUAAACUAAAAGACUCUACAAGCAUUGGGAACCACUGAUCGGAGCACAUAUUUGGAAGCCUACACUUGUCACACCUUUUGGGGGGGGGGAGCAGAAGUAACCUAUCACUGAAGUGACUAAAGGGGAAUAAUGGUGAUUUUGCGCCGUGCUCGGCCGCCUGCUUCCGCCCCAACCAGCAAUGAAUCUUGACUCGCUCUCGCUGGCUUUGUCUCAAAUCAGCUAUCUGGUGGACAAUUUAACAAAGAAAAACUACCGAGCCAGCCAGCAAGAAAUACAGCAUAUUGUAAAUCGUCACGGCCCUGAGGCAGACAGGCAUCUACUACGCUGUCUCUUCUCCCAUGUGGAUUUCAGUGGCGAUGGUAAAAGCAGUGGAAAGGACUUUCACCAGACGCAGUUUCUGAUUCAGGAGUGUGUGUCGCUGAUAUCAAAGCCAAACUUUAUCUCUACUCUGUGUUACGCCAUUGACAAUCCCCUGCACUACCAGAAGAGUUUGAAGCCUUCAGCCCACUUGUUCACUCAACUGAGUAAAGUUCUUAAGCUCAGUAAAGUCCAAGAGGUGAUAUUUGGCCUCGCUUUGCUCAACUCCAGCAACACAGACCUUCGUGGUUUUGCUGCACAGUUUAUCAAGCAGAAGCUUCCAGACCUGCUGCGGUCAUACGUUGACGCAGAUCUUGGAGGAAACCAAGAAGGUGGCUUCCAGGACAUCGCCAUAGAGGUGUUGCACCUGCUGCUCUCCCAUCUACUGUUUGGCCAGAAGGGAGCCAGUGGGGUCGGACAGGAGCAGAUCGACGCCUUCCUUAAAACACUUUGCCGAGAUUUCCCCCAGGAGCGCUGCCCUGUGGUGCUCGCACCACUGCUGUAUCCUGAAAAACGGGACAUUCUCAUGGAUAGGAUCCUACCAGACUCGGGGGAGUUAGCUAAGACCAUCAUGGAGAGUUCUCUGGCAGACUUCAUUCAGGAAGUCGGCUAUGGCUUCUGUGCUAGUUUGGACGAAUGCAGAAACAUAAUCCUGCAGUAUGGAGUCAGAGAGGUGACCGCCAGCCAGGUAGCCAGAGUCCUGGGAAUGAUGGCUCGAACCCACUCAGGCCUUACUGAUGGCAUUCCUCUCCAGUCCAUCUCGGCUCCGGGAAGCGGCAUCUGGAGUGAUGGGAAGGACAAGAACGACGGUUCCCAGGCGCACACGUGGAACGUGGAGGUUCUCAUCGACAUCGUCAAAGAAGUGAAUCCCAACCUGAACUUCAAAGAGGUGACGUAUGAGCUGGACCACCCUGGCUUCAUCAUCCGGGACAGCAAAGGCCUGAAUAUCGUGGUGUAUGGCAUCCAAAGAGGGCUGGGCUUGGAGGUGUUCCCUGUCGAUCUCAUCUAUCGACCCUGGAAACAUGCUGAGGGACAGUUGUCAUUCAUUCAGCACUCUCUGUUGAACUCAGAAGUGUUCUGCUUUGCUGACUACCCAUGUCACAGUGUGGCUAUUGACAUCCUGAAAGCCCCACCAGAGGAUGACAACAGGGAGAUUGCCACAUGGAAAAGCCUGGACCUGGUGGAAAGUCUUCUCCGGCUCUCUGAGGUCGGGCAGUAUGAACAGGUGAAGCAACUCUUCAGCUUCCCUAUCAAGCACUGCCCGGACAUGUUGGUGCUGGCGCUGCUGCAGAUCUCCACCUCCUGGCACACCCUGCGCCACGAGCUCAUCUCUACCCUCAUGCCCAUCUUUUUGGGCAACCACCCCAACUCUGCUAUCAUUUUGCACUAUGCCUGGCAUGGACAGGGGCAGUCUCCAUCCAUUCGUCAGCUCAUAAUGCAUUCGAUGGCUGAGUGGUACAUGAGAGGGGAGCAGUAUGACCAGGCCAAGCUUUCUCGCAUCCUGGAUGUGGCCCAGGACUUGAAGUCUCUUUCGAUGCUGCUGAAUGGUACUCCAUUUGCCUUUGUCAUUGACCUCGCUGCACUCGCCUCCCGCCGUGAAUACCUCAAACUCGAUAAAUGGCUGACUGACAAAAUCAGAGAGCACGGAGAACCUUUCAUUCAGGCUUGCGUGACGUUCCUGAAGAGGCGCUGCCCAUCCAUCAUGGGGGGUCUGGCCCCGGACAAGGACCAGCCCAAAAGUGCCCAGCUGCCCCCAGAGACUUUAGCCACCAUGCUAGCCUGUUUGCAGUCGUGUGCUGGGAAUGUUUCACAGGAGUUGUCGGAGACCAUCCUUACUAUGGUGGCCAACUGCAGCAAUGUGAUGAAUAAAGCUCGGCAGCCACCUCCAGGAGUGAUGCCAAAGGGACGAGCCCCGAGCACCAGCAGCCUGGAUGCCAUCUCACCUGUGCAGAUGGACCCUCUCACUGGCAUGGGGUCCUUGAACCUGGGGAGCACAGCCACCACUCACACUCAGAGCAUGCAGGGCUUCCCCACCUCAUUGAGCUCAGCUUUCAGUAAUCCCCAGUCCCCAGCAAAGGCCUUCCCCCCUCUUCCCAACCCUAACCCCAGCACACCGUUUGGUAUUGGCAGCCUGACCUCGCAGCUCCCUGGUAUGGACUCUGGUCCCUUGGGCUCGGGUAUUAGCGCCGGUAUCGGCUCUAGUUUGGGGAUGUCGUCCGUAAGCACUGAUCCUUUUGGCACCCGGAAGAUGAGCACACCUGGCUUGAACCCGCCGACCUUUCAGCAGAGUAAGAUGAAGGCCUCUGACCUUUCUCAGGUGUGGCCUGAGGCAAACCAGCACUUUAGUAAGGAGAUAGAUGACGAAGCAAACAGCUACUUCCAGCGCAUCUACAACCACCCACCUCACCCCACCAUGUCUGUGGAUGAAGUACUGGAGAUGCUUCAAAGGUUCAAGGACUCGACUAUCAAGCGGGAACGGGAGGUGUUUAAUUGCAUGCUUCGGAACCUGUUUGAGGAAUACAGAUUCUUUCCCCAGUACCCAGACAAAGAGCUGCACAUCACUGCCUGUCUGUUUGGGGGCAUCAUUGAGAAGGGCCUUGUCACCUACAUGGCCCUGGGCCUGGCUCUCCGUUAUGUCCUUGAAGCCUUACGCAAGCCGUAUGGUUCCAAAAUGUAUUACUUUGGAAUCGCUGCCCUAGAUAGGUUCAAAAACAGACUUAAGGACUACCCUCAGUAUUGCCAACAUCUGGCCUCAAUUGCUCACUUCUUGCAAUUCCCCCACCAUUUACAAGAGUAUAUCGAGUAUGGCCAACAGUCACGGGACCCUCCGGUGAAGAUGCAGGGAUCCAUCACAACACCUGGCAGCCUGGCACUGGCUCAAGUUCAGGCCCAGCAACCCGGAAGCCUUAAGGCCCCACAGCCCGGCCAGCCCAGCACCCUCGUCACCACCACCACUACCACCACCACAGCAGUCAAGACCACCACCAUCGGGAGGCCGACGUCCAGCAGCUUUAAAAAGGAUAUGCCUCCUUCCAUAAACACCACCAACAUUGACACCUUGCUGGUAGCCACUGAUCAGACAGAAAGGAUCGUCGAGCCCCCAGAGAACGUCCAGGAAAAGAUAGCUUUUAUCUUCAACAACCUGUCUCAGUCCAACAUGACACAGAAGGUGGAGGAGCUGAAGGAGACGGUGAAAGAGGAAUUCAUGCCAUGGGUCUCCCAGUACCUGGUGAUGAAGCGCGUCAGCAUUGAGCCCAACUUUCACAGUCUCUAUUCCAACUUCUUAGACACCCUAAAGAACCCAGAGUUUGUCAAGAUGGUUCUGAAUGAAACCUACAGGAACAUCAAGGUUCUUCUGACCUCCGACAAGGCAGCUGCUAAUUUCUCUGAUCGCUCCCUGCUGAAGAACCUGGGCCACUGGCUGGGCAUGAUUACACUGGCCAAAAACAAACCCAUCCUGUAUACAGAUCUGGAACUCAAAUCUCUGCUCCUGGAAGCCUAUGUGAAGGGCCAGCAGGAGCUCCUGUACGUGGUUCCCUUUGUGGCCAAAGUUUUGGAGUCCAGUCUGCGCAGCAUGGUUUUCAGGCCUCAGAAUCCUUGGACCAUGGCCAUCAUGAAUGUUCUGGCUGAGCUGCAUCAGGAGCACGACCUCAAACUGAACUUGAAGUUUGAGAUUGAAGUUCUGUGUAAGAACUUGUCUCUGGACAUCAAUGACCUGAAACCAGGAAACCUGCUGAAGGACAAAGAAAAGCUGAAGAGCCUGGAGGAGCAGCUGUCUGCACCAAAGAAGGAGGCAAAGCCGCCAGAGGAGAUGCUCACCGUCUCUACCACAGGAGACUUUGUUCCAUUUGCAGCUCCCCCCUCAACCCCAGCUGCCACCACUACCACCUGCACCACCACCGGGCCCCCCACCCCACAGUUCAGCUACCAUGACAUCAAUGUGUGUGCCUUAGCGUGCCUGGCUCCACACAUCAACAUAAAUGUCAAUAUCCCUCUGCUGCAGGCCCAUCCGCAGCUCAAACAGUGCGUGCGGCAGUCUGUGGAGCGGGCCGUCCAGGAGCUCGUGCACCCCGUGGUCGAUCGCUCCAUCAAAAUAGCCAUGACGACCUGCGAGCAGAUCAUCAGGAAGGACUUUGCGCUGGAUUCAGAGGAGUCGCGCAUGCGUGUGGCUGCCCACCACAUGAUGAGGAACCUGACGGCCGGCAUGGCGAUGAUCACCUGCCGCGAGCCGCUGCUCAUGAGCAUCGCCACCAAUCUGAAGAACAGCUUUGCUGCUGCGCUCAGGGCACCAACCCCCCAGCAAAGGGAAAUGAUGGAAGAGGCUGCAGCCCGCAUCGCACAAGACAACUGUGAAUUAGCCUGCUGCUUCAUCCAGAAAACUGCUGAGUUUGAGCUGAGGAAGCAUGCACGCCAAGAGGGACGCCGCUAUUGCGACCCGGUGGUCCUGACUUACCAGGCUGAGCGCAUGCCGGAGCAGAUCAGACUCAAGGUGGGAGGAGUGGACCCCAAGCAGCUUGCGGUUUAUGAGGAGUUUGCAAGGAACAUUCCAGGUUUCUUACCAAGCAAUGAUCUCUCCCAACCCACCGGCUUCUUGGCUCAGCCCAUGAAACAACAGGCCUGGGCCACCGACGAUGUGGCUCAGAUCUACGAUAAGUGCAUGGCAGACUUGGAGCAGCACCUUCAUGCCAUUUCUCCAGCCCUGGCCAUGAACCCUCUGACCCAGUCCCUGCGCACCUUACUGGAAGCCGUGGCUUUAGCUCGCAACUCCAGAGACGGCAUCUCAGCGCUCGGCCUCCUGCAGAAGGCGGUGGAAGGUCUGCUGGAUGCUACCAGUGGCGCCGAUGCCGACUUGCUGCUGCGCUACAGGGAAUGCCACCUGCUGGUGCUGAAGGCGCUGCAGGACGGGCGAGCGUACGGGCCGCAGUGGUGCAAUAAGCAGAUCACCAGGUGUCUGACUGAAUGCCGUGAUGAAUACAAAUACAAUGUAGAGGCAGUAGAACUUCUCAUCAGAAACCACCUAGUUAAUAUGCAGCAGUAUGACGUGCACCUGGCGCAGUCGAUGGAAAGCGGGUUGCACUACAUGGCCGUAGCGUUCGCCAUGCAGCUGGUGAAGCUGCUGCUGGUGGACGAGCGCAGCGUGAGCCACGUCACCGAGGCAGACCUCUUUCAGACCAUCGAGGCUCUGAUGAGGAUCUGUGCACACUCCAGAGCCAACGCACCCGAGGGACUCCCCCAGCUGAUGGAUGUGGUUCGAUCCAACUACGAAGCCAUGAUGGACCGGGCCCACGGAGGACCCAACUUCAUGAUGCACUCUGGGAUCUCCCAGGCCUCAGAGUACGACGACCCCCCAGGCCUGCGGGAGAAGGCGGAGUACCUCCUGAGGGAGUGGGUCAACCUGUACCACUCGGCGGCUGCUGGCCGGGACAGCACCAAAGCCUUCUCUGCCUUCGUCGGCCAGGUGAGGAGCCGUCCCCACAGAGCCCUCCCCGCCGUUCCUCACGCCGCCGCCGUUCCUCACGCUGCUUUGCUCCCACCUCAGAUGCACCAGCAGGGCAUCCUGAAGACAGACGACCUGAUCACCAGGUUCUUCCGGCUGUGCACAGAGAUGUGCGUGGAGAUCAGCUACAGGGCUCAGGCCGAGCAGCAGCACAACCCGGCCGCCAGCGCCGCCAUCAUCCGGGCCAAGUGCUACCACAACCUGGACGCCUUCGUGAGGCUCAUCGCCCUCCUGGUCAAACACUCUGGAGAGGCCACCAACACGGUGACCAAAAUCAACCUCCUGAACAAGGUGCUGGGCAUCGUGGUCGGCGUCCUGAUCCAGGACCACGACGUGCGUCAGACAGAGUUCCAGCAGCUGCCGUACCACCGAAUCUUCAUCAUGCUGCUGCUGGAGCUCAACGCCCCCGAGCACGUGCUGGAGACCAUCAACUUCCAGACCCUCACUGCCUUCUGCAACACCUUCCACAUCCUGAGGCCCACCAAGGCGCCGGGCUUCGUGUAUGCCUGGCUGGAGCUAAUCUCCCACCGCAUCUUCAUCGCCAGGAUGCUGGCGCACACCCCCCAGCAGAAGGGGUGGCCCAUGUACGCACAGCUGCUGAUCGAUCUCUUCAAGUAUCUGGCCCCCUUCCUGAGGAACGUCGAGCUCAACAAACCUAUGCAAAUCCUCUACAAGGGCACGCUGCGGGUGCUCCUGGUUCUGCUGCACGACUUCCCAGAGUUCCUGUGCGACUACCAUUAUGGCUUCUGUGACGUGAUCCCGCCCAACUGCAUCCAGCUGCGUAACCUCAUCCUCAGUGCCUUCCCCCGCAACAUGAGGCUCCCCGACCCCUUCACCCCCAACCUGAAGGUGGACAUGCUGAGCGAGAUCAACAUCGCCCCCCGCAUCCUCACCAACUUCACGGGCGUCAUGCCGUCCCAGUUCAAGAAGGACCUGGACUCGUACCUGAAGACGCGCUCGCCCGUCACCUUCCUGUCCGAGCUGCGCAGCAACCUGCAGGUGUCCAACGAGCCGGGGAACCGCUACAACAUCCAGCUGAUCAACGCACUGGUGCUGUACGUGGGCACGCAGGCCAUCGCCCACAUCCACAGCAAGGGCAGCACCCCCUCCAUGAGCACCAUCACCCACUCGGCACACAUGGACAUCUUCCAGAACCUGGCCGUGGACCUGGACACUGAGGGCCGUUACUUGUUCCUGAACGCGAUCGCCAACCAGCUGCGCUACCCGAACAGCCACACCCACUACUUCAGCUGCACCAUGCUGUACCUGUUCGCCGAGGCCAACACGGAGGCCAUCCAGGAGCAGAUCACCAGAGUUCUGCUGGAGAGGCUGAUCGUGAACAGGCCUCACCCCUGGGGGCUCCUCAUCACCUUCAUCGAGCUGAUCAAGAACCCUGCCUUCAAGUUCUGGAGCCACGACUUUGUGCACUGUGCCCCUGAGAUUGAAAAGCUGUUCCAGUCGGUGGCCCAGUGCUGCAUGGGGCAGAAGCAGGCCCAGCAGGUGAUGGAGGGCACCGGCGCCAGCUAGCCUGCGCCGGCGCCAGCUAGCCUGCGUCGGCCCGCUCGCCGCCGCCGG